AUGGCGGAAAACAAAGAACCAUCCUUGAAUAACUCCUACUACGGUCCCCCAAUCCCUCCCCAGCAAUCUCACCGUCGCAGCGGCCGAGCCAUUCCUCCAGGCUGCAAGCCCUACCGCCUUCUGUGCUUCAUUUUUAAGGCCAUCACUCUCGUCCUCAUCGUCCUAGGCAUCAUUGUUCUCAUCCUCUGGCUUAUCUUCCAGCCCCGUGACCUCCAUGUCUACGUCGAGAAUGCACAACUCGCCCGCUUCGACCUUGCUCAAAACCACACCCUCUACUAUGAUCUUGCCCUUAACAUGAGCAUCAGGAAUCCCAACAAGGCUGGCUUAUACUACGAACGUGUCGAGGCCUUCGCCUCGUAUGACGGGUCCCGGUUUGGGUACCAGAGCCUCCCCAAGUUCCACCAGCCCCGCAAGAGCACGGUGGCGCUCCACCCAAGCUUCCAAGGCCAGAAUUUGGUGCUCGGGAACUCGGUCAAUGGAACUUUUGACAGGGAGAAGGGUGAGGGUUUCUUCCACAUCAGUAUAAAGAUCAACACAAAGGUUAGGUUGAAGAUGAUAGUCAUACAGAGCGCCGUGUAUGUGCCGGAGGUGGACUGUUAUCUGAGGCUUCCGGUGCCGUCUAAUAUCACCUCGGUGGCCGCCGGGUUUACAAGGACCGAGUGCAGCGUGGGCAGCUUCUCGUGA
This is a messenger RNA of Phoenix dactylifera (date palm), 684 nucleotides long. The record is from RefSeq and is a predicted model, not a curated record. Lineage: Eukaryota; Viridiplantae; Streptophyta; Magnoliopsida; Arecales; Arecaceae.